CCCUUAGUAACAAGGAGCAAGGACUCCUGUGACUCACUGUGAUACAGUGAGUACCUACAGGAAUGGGCACUGAGGCUAUGGGGAAGAAGCCAUGGGUAAGGGGCCUUCCUGCCGUUCUGAGCUCUGACAUUCAGCACUGGGGCAGGCUCAUUGUAUCCCCAGAGCCACAAAAUAGGGGGGCAAGGAAGGGCUCACAUGUUUGUUGAAUGAGUGAAGAAUGCAUGGAGGAAGGGGGUUGCUGAAGAGAGGGAGGAGCCAUCCAGAACCUGCAGCAGCCUUCAUUGAAUAGAGCUAGGGUUAUACGUGUAUUCCAUUCUCAGUGGAGAUAAAGUGGAUAGAGGGCGGGGUGUGGAGAUGGCCAAGUUCCAAUGUUUCAGGUGACGUGGUGUCCUUUGUCUACCAUCCCCCCAUCCAUCAGUCCCCUAAUUCUAUCUGUGACAGCUCAUCGUAAACUGGGAGACUGAACAACCUAGGAACACUUGCUGAAAAAGCUCUGUAGAGAUGUCAGUGAGAGAUUUGGACCCACAGCUCCUAGGUCCUUGAAUACUCUAGGCAAGAUUGCUGAGCAUGCGCAAGAGCACAGGGGAGUAGUGCACCCAGGCUCCCUGCUAUGGCUCACUGCACACAUACAGGAGGCAGCGUGAGCAUCAGGGAGACCCUGCAAAGCAAAGAGGACACAAAUGUGAGUGUGCCUGGAGGUGGGGGCUCUAAGGCACUGCCCCAGAGUCCAUUACCACAAGCCUCUCAGCCCUUGGAGGUCCAGACCCACCUGCCCCCACUCCUCUAUUUUGCACCUUACUGUGUGCAGACAUUGGGCCUGGCACUGAGGAUACAGAAGGGGUCAAGCACAGCUGCUAUUCCUGGAGCCCAUGUCUAGGUGGGAAAAGCUCAGAAAUUGAUCAUUUAAAAAUACAACUGGAUAAAGCUGCUGGGGGUGGGGGACCACAUCAAAGUAGUCUUUAUAUUCAUACACCUAGUGCAAUUAUCUGGUACAUACAAGACAUUGAAUAGAUGUUUCUUGAAUAAAUCCUCUAAUUUCCAGAUGAGUGCCCUGGUGGAGGAUGCACAGGUUAUCUUAAGAAUGCCAAGAAAUGGCUGGGGGCGCGGUGGCUCACGUCUGUAAUCCCAGCACUUUGGGAGGCCAAGGUGGACGGAUCACUUGAGGUCAGGAGUUUGAGACCAGCCUGGUCAACAUGGUGAAACCUAGUCUCUACUAAAAAUACAAAAAUUAGCUGGGCAUGGUGGUGCACACCUGUAGUCCAAGCUACUUGGGAGGUUGAGGCACGAGAAUCACUUGGACCUGGGAGACAGAGGUUGCAGUGAGCCGAGAUCAUGCCGCUGCACUCCAACUUGGGUGACAGAGGGAGAUUCUGAUACAAAACAAAACAAAACAAACAAUGCCCAGAAAAGAUCCUGACUUGUGGUGGUCUUGGUGGGGUGUCAGGAAAACUUCCUACCCAGGAGGGGAGGGGGAUAGCUGGGCAAAGUAUGGAGGCUGGAAACUGCAUCUUACGUGCUGUGCCACGAGUCUUGUUGUGUUACAAGAUAGUGAGGGCAGGAAUUGGAGGAGUGAGGCUGGAGGAGUCAGCGGGGACCUCACUAUGGAGGGCCUUCCAUGCCCUGUUAGGAGCUGGGGCUCUAUGAUGAAGCCUUUGUGGGAGUUUAGGGGGCCGAGGACAGGACUGAUUUGCAAGUUAAGAAUUCACACAAUGGCCCUGCUUUGUGGCUCAUGCCUGUAAUCCUUGCGCUUUGGGAGGCUGAGGCAGGAGGAUCCCUUGAGCCCAGGAGUUCCGAGACCAGCCUGGGCAGCAGAAGGAGACCCUGUCUCUUAAAAAAACAAAAAAUUCACACAUUGACUCAACAAAUCUUUACUGAACACUUAUUAUGCCCUAGUUGCCAUGGGGACAAUGUAUGGACCUUGCAGUCUAGUUGGGGGAGACAGUAAAAAGUCCGAGCUGCAGUGUGCUGUGGGGCAGAUAGGAGGAGUCCCUAAUGGGGACACCACUAAGGGGUGUGACUCGGAGUCAGGGAGGGCUUCCCAAAGGCGCCUGACAGCAGGAGGAGUGCAGGCCGCGAUCAGAAGGAGAGCCAGAGCCAAGCUUCCUUGGGGGAAAUGGAAUAAGUGCAGGUAGGCAGGGCCCCAGUGUUGGGGGGCAAGGAUGGGGGCUGGAGGACCAGCAAGAGAGGAGGAGGGUCUGGACUUGCACUGGAGUGGGAGAAUGGGAUGAUGGAUUCAUUUAAUAAAUACUAAACUUUAGUAUUUGGUAGACAAGAGGAGAAUUUAGGAAUUGAGGCCAGGCAUGGUGGCUCAUUCCUGUCAUCACAGCACUUUGGGAGGUGGUGGCAGAGGCGGAGGCUGGAGUUGGAGACCAGCCUGCGCAACACAGCAAGACCCCUAUCUGCACAAAAGAAAAUAAAAAAAGAGAAUGUAGGAAUUGAUUGAAUAUCGAAGUUAAUGGAGAGCAAGGGGUCUAGGGCUUUUCAUAAAGGGGAACGGUUAGGGAGUACAUGAAUUAGAAGAGAUGUUGGUAACUUGUUCAGUUUGAGGUAUUAGUGGCUAUUAGGAGGCCUAGGGCAGGAGCUACAAUGUAAAGGCCCAGAAUCCUAGCCUCCUGGGGGGCUGAGAACCCCCUUCCUGGGUGUUGCAAGCCCUCUUACCCCAGUUCCUGAGUUUCAUGAAACCCUCCAACAAGUGCCAUGUCGGAGUCCCCGUCUCCGUCGCUGGGUGUUGGCAGCCCCCUUGUCCCCAGUCCCCUCGUCCACUAGGCUUCCCGAGUGUUCGGAGCCUCCUCCCUCCCACAAUCCGCGGGCGUUCGGAACCCCUCCCCCAUCGCCGGCGCGGAGCCCGUCCCCGUCCCCGUCCCCGCACAGUCCUCGGUCCCUGGUUCCCGCCAGGGAUGGCGGCGCGAACUCUGGCGGGCGCCUUGGUCCUGGCGCUCUGGGUUUGGGCGCUGGCUCCGGCGGGGGCCGUGGACGCUAUGGGCCCUCACGCAGCCGUCCGUCUGGCCGAGCUGCUGACCCCGGAGGAGUGCGGCCAUUUCCGGUCGCUCCUGGAGGCGCCCGAGCCCGACGUGGAGGCCGAGUUGUCCCGGCUUUCUGAAGACCGGCUGGCGCGGCCUGAGCCGCUCAACACCACGUCGGGGUCUCCGAGCCGGCGGCGGCGGCGAGAGGCUGCCGAGGACCCGGCGGGCAGGGUAGCCGGACCUGGAGAGGUGUCCGACGGCUGCCGGGAGGCGCUGGCGGCCUGGCUGGCCCCCCAGGCCGCGUCCCUGUCCUGGGACCGCCUGGCUCGGGCCCUGCGGCGCAGCGGCCGCCCGGACGUGGCCAGGGAGCUGGGCAAGAACCUCCACCAGCAGGCGACGCUACAGCUGCGCAAGUUCGGGCAGCGCUUCCUGCCGCGGCCCGGCGCCGCCACCCGCGUGCCCUUUGCCCCGGCCCCGGCCCCGCGCCCCCGGCGCGCCGCGGUCCCCGCGCCGGACUGGGACGCCCUGCAGCUGAUCGUGGAGCGCCUGCCGCAGCCCCUGUACGAGCGGAGCCCCAUGGGUUGGGCGGGGCCGCUGGCGCUCGGCCUCCUCACCGGCUUCGUGGGGGCGCUGGGCACCGGGGCGCUGCUCGUCCUGCUCACGCUGUGGAUCACUGGCGGCGGCGGCGACGGCGACCGGGCGUGGCCCGGCAGCCCCGGCCCGCUCGCCACAGUGCAGGGCUGGUGGGAAACAAAGCCGCUCCUUCCUAAAGAGCGGCGCGCGCCCCCGGGGGCCUGGGCUGCAGAUGGGCCAGAUUCUCCCUCACCUCACAGUGCCCUUGCCCUCAGCUGUAAAAUGGGAGCACAGUCUUGGGGCAGUGGUGCUUUGGACGGUUUAUAAACGUUAUGAAAUACCGAAAGAGCAGAGAGUUUGUUAAUCCGUUGGAAAGGAGCAGCAAAGCCCGUGGGACUGCCGGUGGAAGAGGGGCUCAGGUACCAGGCUCCCAGGGUGGCAGGUGCACCGCCCAAUUCUUGUCAGCUUAGCUUUUUUUUUUUUUUUUUUUUUUUUU
This is a messenger RNA of Pan troglodytes (chimpanzee), 4032 nucleotides long. RefSeq names its product transmembrane and death domain 1 (gene TMDD1). Gene Ontology annotation, biological process: signal transduction. Gene Ontology annotation, molecular function: protein binding. Lineage: Eukaryota; Metazoa; Chordata; Mammalia; Primates; Hominidae. The record is from RefSeq and is a predicted model, not a curated record. The coding region runs from base 2676 to 3863 and encodes 395 amino acids. The transcript has a single exon.